Messenger RNA from Microplitis mediator, 1187 nucleotides. RefSeq names its product protein spaetzle-like. Lineage: Eukaryota; Metazoa; Arthropoda; Insecta; Hymenoptera; Braconidae. Gene Ontology annotation, cellular component: extracellular region. The transcript is spliced from 6 exons. The record is from RefSeq and is a predicted model, not a curated record. Gene Ontology annotation, molecular function: growth factor activity; Toll binding. Bases 81 to 881 code for a protein of 266 amino acids. Gene Ontology annotation, biological process: central nervous system formation; innate immune response; regulation of Toll signaling pathway.
GAGAAAAUUCAAGAGUUUAAAUUUUCAAAAUUGUGACAAAUAAAAUUUUUAAAUUAAAAAUUCAGUGAAAAAAAAAAAUUAUGGAUAAAAUCAUCAUUAUUUUAUUGGGAAUAUUUAUGUUUGAUAAAAUAAUAAACGUGAAUUCGCAUGAUGAUAGUGACCAUAAUAAAGAGUCGGUGCUGUUGAAAAGAAUAAGCGAUAGAGUAUUCACUAAAAUAGAUGAUUUGGAAAAUGUAUCAAACAUUAAACGAAAUAAAAGAGACGCGUUCGAUACAUAUCUGGAGGAAUACUGGCAAAUUAUGACGGGAAAUUAUGGGAACGACAGCAAAGCCAACGGAUUUGACAAAAAAAAUCCGCGAGUAAUUGAAAAUGUUAAGAAAGAAGAUGAUUUUCUUAAUUUUACAUCGCCGUGUAAUACAACAACGACUUUCUGUGAAGAAGUGCCAGAUUAUCCGACAUAUCUCGUUAAUAAAAUAGCGAUCGAGGAGAUACCGAAUAUUAAACUGCUUCAGCAAAAAGAGAAAGAGGAAAUAAUGAUAAGAAUUGGUGGGAAUGAUGAAGAAAGUUUGUGUAAAUCAGAGUCGAAAUUAAUAGCCCCGAAAGCGGCAUUAACUCAAGAUAAUCAGUGGAAAUAUAUAUACAAUGACCCUAAAUUUGUUCAAACAACGCGUGUCGAUAUAUGCAGACACGAAAAGGAACCUUGCAAUUAUAUUAAUAAUCUAUACGGCUUACAAACUAUUUGCAAACAACAAUACAUCUACCGUAAAUUUGUAACACUAACACAGGAUGGCAAAAUUACAUCCGACAUGUUUCGUAUACCGUCGAGCUGCUGUUGUAGUAUUAAAAUUAAUCAUAAUAAUUAUAAUAAUUAUGAUUAUUGAUCUGAUCAGUGGAACAAAUAAUACAUUUAUAUAUAUUACUACCCGAUAAAAAAUGUUUAGAUCCAAGCAUAUAUGAUUGGAUCCAAACAGUCAGAUAUGCUUGUAUCCAAAUUUUGACGUGAUCCAAGCAGAUCCGAACAGAUCUGACAAUAUCUAAAGAGAUCUCACUAUAUCUAAGUAUAUUGUGUCCAAAGAGAUCCAAAUAGAUCUCACUAUAUCUACGAAUAUAUAUAAGUGUAUCCAAGCAGAUCUGCGUAAAUGUCGAUCUUUGAAGAAAUCUACAUAGAUUUAAGCACAUAUAUCUCA